Molecule: messenger RNA, 2231 nt
Organism: Cokeromyces recurvatus
Lineage: Eukaryota; Fungi; Mucoromycota; Mucoromycetes; Mucorales; Mucoraceae
Product: Poly(A) polymerase central domain-containing protein
Exons: 8
Coding region: 82-2010 (642 amino acids)
Cellular component (GO): nucleus
Molecular function (GO): poly(A) RNA polymerase activity; RNA binding
Source: RefSeq, a predicted model, not a curated record
UUUUUUUUCCUCCUCUUCUUUCUCUCUGUUACAUUUUAUUUUAAAUUAUCUACUACUGUGUUUUUUUUUAUUUGCAAGUAAAUGAACCAAGGACAGCAACAACAACCACAGACACAGCCACAAAAUUAUGGAAUUACACCUCCUAUUUCCACAGAUCCUCCUACUGAACAGCAACUUAAAUUGACUGAUGAGUUAAUACAAACACUUCGUGAUUAUGGUUUAUUUGAAAGUGAACAAGAAGCACAAAAAAGAGUAGUAGUAUUAGGGAAAUUAGAUAAAAUAGUUAAAGAAUUUGUUUAUAAAGUUAGUAAAUUAAAAGGUUUCCCAGAUUCACUUGCAAGAGAAGCAGGUGGAAAGAUUUUUACUUAUGGUAGUUAUAGACUUGGUGUCCAUGGUGCAGGCGCUGAUAUCGAUACAUUAUGUGUAUUCCCAAAACAUGUGGAAAGAGAACAUUUUUUUACAAUUAUGUAUGAUAUGCUAAAAGCAAGAUCAGAAGUGACUGAAAUCGCAGCUGUUCCAGAUGCUUACGUUCCAGUUAUUAAAAUGCACUUCUCUGGCAUUCCUAUUGAUUUCAUCUGUGCCCGAUUAGCCAUUGCACGAGUUCCUGAUGACUUAGAAUUAGCAGACAAUAAUAUUCUCAAAAGUUUAGAUGAACGUUGCGUACGUAGUUUGAACGGUUCUCGAGUAACAGAUGAUAUUUUGCGUCUUGUUCCCAAUGUUAAUACAUUCAGAAUUGCACUUCGAACAAUUAAAUUAUGGGCUAAAAGUCGCUGCAUCUAUAGUAAUGUGAUGGGUUUUUUAGGUGGUGUUGCUUGGGCCAUGUUAAUUGCACGUAUUUGUCAACUUUAUCCUAAUGCUUGUGCUGCAUACAUUGUGAAUAGAUUUUUUUUCAUCAUGUCAAGAUGGAGAUGGCCUCAGCCCGUCUUACUUCGUCACUUAGAAGAUGGUCCACUUCAAGUUCGUGUAUGGAAUCCAAAGCUUUAUCCAGCAGAUAGGAGCCAUCGUAUGCCAAUCAUUACACCUGCUUAUCCAUCAAUGUGUGCUACACAUAAUGUAACAGAUUCAACUAGACACAUCAUGAUGAACGAAUUUAAAUUGGGUGUUGAAAUAACAAAUAAAAUAUUCGAAGGACAAGCAAAAUGGAAAGAUUUAUUUACAAAAAGUAACUUCUUUAAUGCGUACAAACACUAUUUACAAAUUACAUCCUCAUCAGAGUCAGCAGAAUCACAAUUAACUUGGUCUGGUUUAGUAGAGGCUAAAUUACGUCAAUUAGUAUUAAAGAUGGAAUUAGUUGACAUGAUUACUUUGGCACAUCCUUAUGUUAAAGGCGUUGAUAAGAUUCAUUAUUGCUUGACAGCUGAUGAAAUAGCUGAUGUAAUUAAGGGAGGUACAAUUCAAAGUCGUUCUUUUACUGUAGAAGAAGGCAGUUUAGAAACAGAUCAUACAAAUCUCUUGAAGGAGCAAGGAAUAAUAACUAAUGAAAAUGAAAAUGAUGUGAAGAGACUAUUUACAACUACUUUUUAUAUUGGUUUUGAAACUGCCCCUAAAAUUGCUGGUGAGAGCAGAAAAUUAAAUCUUGUAUGGCCAGUUCAAGAAUUUACAAAGCUUGUUAAAUCUUGGGAUAAAUAUGACGAAAACCAAAUGAAGAUUACUAUUCAGAGUAUUAAAGGAUCCAAGCUACCAGUUGAACUAACAGGUGAAAAGAAAUCAAAGAGAUCUUUAGAUGAGACUGAAACAUCUGUAAAAAAACCUCGUAUCGAAAGUAAUGGUAUUAAUUCAAAAAAAGAACUUUUAACUCCAUCAGCUGCUGCUACUCUUAUACAACAGCAAGAUGUUUUAGCUCCUCCUUCUUCCAAGUCUUCUACUGCUACUGAAAUAUCGAUUACUAAUCCCACACCUAAUAUUCCUACUAUGACAGAUGCAAGUAAUGUAGCAGAUAAAACUGCUACAACAGACGAAACAAAUACAAAUAAUGAUACUAAUGCUACGAAUACUAUUGCUGUCGAAUAGAUAGAAUAUAUGUGUGUAUAUGCCAUAUAUUAACAAUAUUACUAACUCUUUUCUCUUAUUAAUAUGUAAUGACAAAAUAUUUAAAUAUAAUAUAGGGAAAAAAUAUGUUUUAGUAUUAUAUAAUAAUUUUGUGUUAAUAAAUAAAAUCAAAAAAGGUUUGUCUGUUUAGACAUCCUUUUUUACUAAAUAAAGCCCUCCUUUUUUUUUUUUUUUUUUUUUUU